UUAUUUUUCCAUAGGGCGAAGAUCAUUUUGGGCCAAAAAAGACAAAAGGCAGGGCUCUCCAGAAGAAUCCGUCCGGUGGAAACCCGAACGCCGUUCGUUCCCUCUCGACGAGUCGCCGGCGAAGCUCAGCUCGUCGAAACGAGCAAAGAAUCUCUCCUCCUCCUCCCGCCGCCGCCGCCGCCUCCGCCGCCGCAGCAGCAGCAGUCGAGAUGGCCGUCACUCUGCACACGAAUCUCGGCGACAUCAAGUGCGAGAUCUUCUGCGACGAGGUCCCCAAAGCUGCCGAGAACUUUUUGGCACUGUGUGCCAGCGGGUAUUAUGACAGCACCAUAUUUCACCGAAAUAUCAAGGGUUUUAUGAUUCAAGGUGGUGACCCCACUGGAACUGGCAAAGGUGGAACCAGCAUCUGGGGCAAAAAAUUUAAUGAUGAGAUAAGAGAGUCUCUGAAGCACAAUGCAAGGGGAAUACUCUCAAUGGCUAAUAGCGGGCCUAACACCAAUGGAAGUCAAUUUUUCAUCGCAUAUGCAAAACAACCACAUCUGAAUGGAUUAUACACCAUCUUUGGCAGAGUGAUUCACGGGUUUGAGGUCCUAGAUAUCAUGGAAAAGACUCAAACAGGGCCAGGGGACAGACCUCUUGCGGAGAUCAGACUCAAUCGUGUCACAAUUCAUGCAAAUCCUCUUGCUGGGUAGCCUUUCUUGAUGGGUUUUUUUUCUUAUCUUGAUAGGACUCUUUUACAGUUUUGCUUUAGGUUAGGGAUCCCUGUAAGCUGAUGAUAGAUAUUGGAGAUGGUACCUGUAAGAUUCAAUUACAUCGAACUACCUCAAACCUUGUAUUGGAGCAUUCCAAAUACAAAAGAUCGAAAGAUGCUUGUUGAUA
Molecule: messenger RNA, 879 nt
Organism: Eucalyptus grandis
Lineage: Eukaryota; Viridiplantae; Streptophyta; Magnoliopsida; Myrtales; Myrtaceae
Product: peptidyl-prolyl cis-trans isomerase CYP18-1
Exons: 5
Coding region: 210-692 (160 amino acids)
Biological process (GO): protein folding; protein peptidyl-prolyl isomerization
Cellular component (GO): catalytic step 2 spliceosome
Molecular function (GO): peptidyl-prolyl cis-trans isomerase activity
Source: RefSeq, a predicted model, not a curated record